AUGAAGUGGAGCUCUGAUGACUACUUGCUAGAAAGGUUUGGAUCCGAAAAGAUAUCCGGCGUUGAACAUAACUUGAAGGAGACGCGCGCGGGUGGGCAGGUUGAUGGUAUGAGGAAGCUCCGUGACUUCCUUGGUCAGUACAACAGCACUGAUAUCUACAUGGUUUCGGGAGUCCCGAAGCAGAUGAUGAAGGAGGUCGAGUUUCUGCCAUGUCUGGAAUGUGGUGGGUAUCUGAAAUUCCUAGACACAAACAAUUUGUGGAUGGGCCGUGGAGGCAGCAAAUCAGUGGUCCACUACGAUGACCAGGACAACAUCAAUUGCAUGAUAGCCGGAGAGAAGCGGUUUGUGUUCAUGCACCCAUCCUACAAGGAAGCCUUUGAGGCGCAUCCCAACACUGCGAAGAAUCGGUUUGGCUGGGUGGACACAGAUUUAGACAGGUCUAUACCUGGCUACGGCGCUUUCAUGGGAAAGAUCGACAUAGACAAGAUGGAUUUGGUGAAGUAUCCUGGGUGGGUAGAUGUCAAGUGGAGCUACGCUGACCUCAAGCCUGGUGAUUGCUUGUACAUCCCCUUCCAAUGGUACCACCAGGUGACUGCCAAAAAGGGUCGUUCCAUCAAUGUCCACAUCUGGUACUGGAGGCCUGCAAAAUUCGAUGUUGCAAGCUGUGAUUCAAAGGACAAGGAGCAACGUACGCCGACCACCUUUGCAGAUUGCAGCUGGGGCUACGAGCCUAAUGGGGGACAUCUGGGCAAAGCGCAGAAGGGAUGGAAGAAGCCUACAAAAUGCAAGAAGGCCAGGAAUCCCCAGGAGUUGUGA
Symbiodinium pilosum is the source of this 816-nucleotide messenger RNA. Lineage: Eukaryota; Dinophyceae; Suessiales; Symbiodiniaceae. The record is from the annotation of a GenBank genome assembly.